AUGGUGGCGCUCGGCGACCCCCAGCUCUUCAAGCGGUUCCUCGCGCGGCCGCGGCGCGACAGCCGGUCCACGGAGAGCGACGGCGCCUUCGAGCUCGACGAGUUCGGCGCGCCGCGGCAGCGCGCGUCGUCGAGCUCGAGCGUCGACGAUUUUUCGGGCGAGCGGCGGAGCAGCGGCCACUCGGCGUCGCGCGACUCCUACGGGUCGCCCGCGCCGUCGAAGACGGACUGGGGCCCGGCGCCGCGCGCGAGCCACUGGCUCCGGCGCGGCUCCGCGAGCCCCGAGGCGCCGCCCGACGCGGUCGCCGUGCGCCGGGGCUCCGCGGCGACGAGCGCCUCGUCCGCGUCGAGCGACGUCGGCGACGCGCCCGAGGCGCCGGACCGGCGCGACCCGCCGGGCUUCGUCGCGCGCGGCGGGGCGAGCCUGCCCCCCCUCGAGCCGCCGGGGCUGCAGUCGGCGCCGCACCGGCCGCGGCGGCCCAGCAGCCCGCGGGACCGCCGCGGGAGCUCGCCGUGCUCGCUCGACGCGGUCUACGAGGACCCGCUCGACUCGCCGCUCCCGCCGGGCCACCGGCCCGUCGCCGAGGGCCGGCGCAAGUCCGAGACGGGCCUCGUCGCCGACGCGGAGGCCAUCCGCCGCAAGUCGUCGUUCCGCCUCGACGCGGGCGACGACGACGAGUUCAACCGCGCCUACGAGGACGGCCUCAACGCGCUCCACGACCACCUCGACACGUCCGAGGCCCAGGUCGGCGUCAACAAGACGUACCAGCGCCACCUCGCGUCCUCGCUCCAGGCCGGCGUCGACGAGGCCGGCGGCUCCCGCGUCGUCCGCGUCUCCGACCCGCUCAUCACGACGGACAUGGUCCGCCGCAAGUCCACCAUGGGCGCGUCGGGCGUCGCCAUCGCGCCGCACAUCCGCGACGCCCUCGAGCAGGCGCGCCUCGCGGCCCAGGAGUCCGAGGCGCCGCGGGAGCCGCUCAUGGAGGCGCCGUCCUUCCCCAAGCCCGCGAGCGAGACGGCCCGGGACGCGGAGGACCUGCGGAAGGCGCUCGAGCGCGCGAACGCCGUCGAGGGCGACCUGAGCCGCGCGCUGCUCAAGGUGUCGUCGAGCGGCCGCCGCGAGUCGAGCCUGGUGAACCGUCUGGCCGAGAAGGAGAAGCAGGUGCGGGACCUGCGGGCCUACGUCCACGACGCGCUCCGGCUCCGCGACAAGGCGCACGCCUACCUGCGCGCGUCGCACCUCGACCCGGCAGUCGGCCUCGAGAUGGAGCUCCUGGCCGCGGGCGGCGGCGGCGGCGCGCCGCCGCCGCCGGCGGAGGCGGACCCCACGGUCGACGAGCUCCGGGCCGCCCUCGCGGCGUCGGAGCUCGCGCGGGACCAGCUCAAGGCGGACAACGCGAGCCUCGCCCAGCAGCUCCGCGAGGCCAAGGAGUGGAACGACAACCUCGAGCAGGAGCGCGAGGACCUCUACCACCUCCUCGACGAGGCCAAGUCCGGCAACGGCGCGGCCAUGGAGACGUCCUAA
Messenger RNA from Aureococcus anophagefferens, 1524 nucleotides. RefSeq lists its product as hypothetical. The coding region runs from base 1 to 1524 and encodes 507 amino acids. The record is from RefSeq and is a predicted model, not a curated record. The transcript has 3 exons. Lineage: Eukaryota; Pelagophyceae; Pelagomonadales; Pelagomonadaceae.